AUGAGGAACUUCCUCGGAAAGCACAGCAAUCGUUCAUCGCAUGCGCUCAACGAGCCGCGAACCCCGUCCAAGACGCCUGCUUCCACGACUACGAACAACGGCCAACCUCCCUCUACUGGCAGUGCAGCAGCACCUCAAGUUCAAGCUCAAGCUCAGGCUCAACCCACAGGCCAUCAGCGUCAACCAAGCCAUCAGCCUCAGUCGCAGCUUCAACAACAGCCCCAGCAGCUCCCACAGGAUCAACACUAUCAAGUUCAGCAGCGCCAGCAGCUCCUCGACGAGGCGGACUCAGCCUCCCACGGCGCCCACUUCGGCCACCCUCAAUCCCAAUCUCACUCACACUCGCACUCGCACAACAGCGCCAGCGCCAGCGCCAACAACCCUUCCACCAUAAACCCCCAUUCAGCCUUGUCCUCGUCCCAUAACACCGCCUUCAGCUCCAGUGAAUCUUUUGAUUCCCAACAACCGCCUCCACCUUCUCAUUACGUGCAACAGCAGCAACAACAGCCGUUGCACCUUCAACAUCCUCAGCAGCAGACUCAAGGUUCUUUGCCACUGUUGCCUUCCCCCUCCUCCGCUUCCGCUUCCACUGGCGCCCCUCCCCCACCUCAUCUCUAUAGCUCCCCUUCAGCUGCCAGCAGCACGACCGGUGCGAACCUCAACAACAACCCUCCUUCUUUGCAACAGCAGCAGAGCUCCAAUCUAUCUAACGUGGCAUACGAUUCUCACCAACCCCACGGCGAAUUCAACGACCCUGGGCUCGGCCGCUCGCAGAGUAUUCAAUACAGCGCUACCGCACAGUACGAUAAUCAGAACCCAUCCGUCGAUGACCUGAACCGCUACGGUCAAAUACCACCUCAACAGUUACAGCAGCAGCAAGCUCAAGCUCAAGCUCAAGCUCAAGCUCAAGCUCAAGCUCAAGCUCAAGCUCAAGCGCCAACGGCACCUGCUGAGAAGCGGUCGACUCGAAAAUUGAUUAAGGGCAUAUUUUCUGGGUCCAAUCGUGGGGCGUCUGACAGCCAGCACCACCACAGCAUAAGCAUCGGUCACAGUAACAACCAAUCCUACGAUAACACUGGCGGCCUUGCACGUCGACCGUCCAAGCGGGUUCAGCAGCUCCCCGAGAGUCAACGCUCCCCUCUACCCCAGCUUUCAUCUCGCAAGGGCCUCGACGACAUCAAUGAGCAUUAUAUCGCACAUCAAUCUGACCAAUCAUCACCUUCGCAGACUUCUCGUAUUUCGCUUCAUAACACCAUUCGCCAAGUUGCUGGUGAGGUAGACCAACACCCGCAGCAAUCUCACGAAGACGCCGCAUAUCAAAACCAGGCCCCGCUGCCGCAACCCCACGUUCAGUUGCACGCAGACGAUCAGCAACCGCAACCUGGUUACGAAACAAACGUGUACGACCACCAACAAUCGCCUCUCGGCCAGCCGCAACAGCCCUAUCAGUUUUCAAACACCCAGCAGCAACCUAGUUAUCAUCAGGGUGGGAAUCAAGGUGGAGAAUUGAGAUCAGUUUCCGCACAUCUGGGUCCCAGCGCACAGUUUCAGAAUCCUGAAACAGUCUCUCAGUUCUCGCAUGAAUCGCCCGUCGCCGACUCGGAUCAGCGCUCAGCUCAUUUACAGUCAGCAACCAACUCGCCUGCUGUGAACCACUCCUUGUACAUUCAGCAACAAGGCUCAACACCGAGCCUUCCCCCCGCACAACAGAUAACCCCCCAACCGCAGCAGCAAGGCAUGGCACCACCUACUGGAGGACCUCCACCCUCGCGCCGUCCAGACUCCGAUAAGCUGCGUGGACAGACCGACGUCCCCGGCGGCCCGCCCCCCACUUAUCGUCCCGCCAAUUCCAUGAACAACAUGAACCCGCUACCCCCUGUGCCGCCUCAAGCUGCUGGCCAGUCGGCGGCGUACCGAGGCGAUCGCCCGCCUCAGUUUGAGGGCCAGACGGUUGACCAGGGACGAGACAGCCCGCAGCCUGUGUCUGCUGUGCCAGCGGACUCUGGUGAGAACGAUAAGUCGUUCAAGGAUCUAUUGACUAAGUAUAAGAACGUCAAACGCCUUUACUUCGACGGCAAGGGGCAGAUCGAGGUGCUCAAUGGCCAGAUCGUGCAUCUCCAGAAUGCUGUAGCCAACCAGCGCAUGUCGCAAUCACGUACCGCUCUCGAUGAUAGUGAAUACUCUACACGAUUCAAUCGACUCAAUGGCGCCAUCAACAACCUUUCUUUCAACAUUCGUAAAGAUUGGCGAUGCGUGCCUCAGUGGCUUGACAAGUAUGUCAGCGCAGAGGCACUCAAGACUGGAAAGGCCGAGAUGACGGCUGUUGGACGAGCAGUCAUCUCGCGAUGGCUGAUGGAGGAAGUGUUUAACAAGUGUUUUCACCCUAGCCUGGAUCCUCAGUUAAGUCAGUCACUCAAAGAGAUUGAGCUUGGCAUUCGAAGCAACACAUACACCCUGACUAGUCAGGAAGAGUUCGAUGCCUUGACAAACAAGAUCGUGAGCUGGCGAAUGACAUCACUCGACGGGCUUCAUCGCCAGCUCAACUCGCCAGCCGCGAACGAGAACCGCAAUACAUUUAUCGCCAAAACGACAACGAACUUAACGGCCUGCCUUUAUCAAUUCCUCAACACGCCGCCACCGCCUGGCGUGGACGGCAGCGCGUCGAUGAUCGUGGAACUCGCCGUAGGGAUCGCAGCCAACCUCCCCCUUGAGAGUCGCGACGUGGCUAUUACCUACCCGCUACCCGGAGACAUAGUCCAGCCUCAUGUGAUGGAAGUUGAAAAGGCGGCACUGCCAGUAUUGGAGGCUCAGAAGGGCGGAGAAGAUGGUGACGAUAAGGAAGGUGAUGACGAAAAGAAAGUCAAGACUGGUACGUUGAACAAAGUAGCCCCGCCCGAGAGCGGGGAGGGUAAAGACGCUGCAGAAAGCAAAAGAACGGAUGCUGACAAGGACACAUUUGUAGCGGCCCUGCCGAAGGAUUCGAACAGGGUGCGGUUCGCAGGAUUUAUGGCAUUGGAAGUACGAGGAAGGCAGGUGUUGAUGAAAGCGCCUAUCUGGACUCUGUGA
Messenger RNA from Fusarium coffeatum, 3066 nucleotides. RefSeq lists its product as uncharacterized. The transcript is spliced from 3 exons. The coding region runs from base 1 to 3066 and encodes 1021 amino acids. The record is from RefSeq and is a predicted model, not a curated record. NCBI's taxonomy places the organism in Eukaryota, Fungi, Ascomycota, Sordariomycetes, Hypocreales, Nectriaceae.